Molecule: messenger RNA, 942 nt
Organism: Coffea eugenioides
Lineage: Eukaryota; Viridiplantae; Streptophyta; Magnoliopsida; Gentianales; Rubiaceae
Product: zinc finger MYM-type protein 1-like
Exons: 2
Coding region: 1-942 (313 amino acids)
Source: RefSeq, a predicted model, not a curated record
AUGGGUAAGUCAACAACAAUUGAUGCAUUUUUUAAAAGAAAAAUUAUUGAAGAUCAAAAGCACAAGGAAAGUGAUGCUACUCCAUCAUCUAUUCUUAGUGAGAGUUUGGUUGUUGAACCUCCCAUAAAAGUUCAAAGAGUUGAACUUGAAAAGAUUGAUAUUGCUUCUUUGGAGCGUGAUCCCGGUAAACGUCCACCUAUAUGGAGCUAUUCUCUUAAUCAAGAAGAUGAAAUUCGUCGAGUUUAUGUCAAUUGGGGGCCAUAUCAAGUUAAGCUUGAGAAUUACCCUUCAAGUGGUUCAAAGAAACAUGUUCGUCAUUUUUGUAGCUCUUGGUUUCAAUUGUUUCCAUCUUGGCUUGAAUAUUCUCCAUCAAUUGAUGCUACUUUUUGUCCUUCAUGCUAUCUAUUUAGUAAGCCAAAUGGACGAGUUGAAUUAAGUGCAUUUGUUCUUGGUGGCUUUAACAAUUGGAAGAAGGUCAAUAAUGGAGAUAAUUGUGCUUUCUUACGACAUGUGGGGAAAAGUCCUAACUCAUUUCACAGAAUUGCGGUAAAUGCAUGCAAUGAUUUGAUGAAUGCUUCUCAACACAUUGGAACUUUCAUUGAGAAACAAAGUUUUGAGCAAGUUGAGAUUAAUCGAUUAAGGCUUCAAGUUUCAAUUGAUGUAGUGCGAUGGCUUGCAUUUCAAGGUUGUGCCUAUCGAGGACGAGAUGAGAGUGAAAAAUCUCUUAAUCGUGGAAACUUUCAUCAACUUAUCAAGUUGUUGGCUUGUUAUAAUGAUAAGGUUGCAAAUGUUGUUCAAGAAAAUGCUCCAUCCAAUGCCUCCUAUACAUCUCCUGAAAUUCAAAAGGAGAUUCUUUAUAUAUUUUCCAAUAAGGUUGGAAAAGAAAUUUGCCAAGAGAUUGAAAAUUCAAAAUUUUGCAUUAUAGUUGAUGAAGCUUGUUGA